Messenger RNA from Pseudoliparis swirei, 2231 nucleotides. RefSeq names its product abhydrolase domain containing 16A, phospholipase (gene abhd16a). Gene Ontology annotation, biological process: phosphatidylserine catabolic process; monoacylglycerol catabolic process. NCBI's taxonomy places the organism in Eukaryota, Metazoa, Chordata, Actinopteri, Perciformes, Liparidae. Gene Ontology annotation, molecular function: glycerophospholipase activity; monoacylglycerol lipase activity. Gene Ontology annotation, cellular component: endomembrane system. The transcript is spliced from 20 exons. Bases 17 to 1651 code for a protein of 544 amino acids. The record is from RefSeq and is a predicted model, not a curated record.
CACUCAAAGUGGAAGAAUGGCCGGCUCGAUGUGGCUCCGCUGUAUUUUAGGGCCUCAUCUGCAGCGUAUUCACCGCUCACCGGACCAGUCUCGACCUGAGGGCAGGGCUGGGAGGAGGCAGGGAUGGACCUACCAACCCAGGAGUCUGGAGAAACACACCGACAGCAUCCUCGGCUGGGCUUCAGCACUGUGGUCCCUGUCCUACUAUAGCUCUCCUCUUCUCCUUUGCUAUUUGUACAGGAAAGGUUACAUCUGCAGCAGUAAACUGAUUCCAGUGAGUCAGUAUUUGGGAACAGUGCUGGUGUGUCUUCUAGGAGUAGCCUGUCUUCGAGGCUGGGGGAGAUGGAAAAACUCUGAGUAUAUUCAGUUUCUCUCCAUUCUAGAAGAAACUCAAAAGAAUCACACGCCAACAAAUAAGAAGAGCCUGAGGUGCUAUGACUUUGACUUCUCGUUCUGGCCUUCGGACUUCAGCUGGACAGAAGUCAGCAAUCCGAAACUAUCCAAGGCUGGUGUUUCUCUGCUCAAGCCGGAGCCCAGAUUAGGAGGAGCGGCAGAAGGCGUCCUCCACUCUGUGAGAACUAUACCAUGCCACAUCAUCAGUUUUCUUAUCGUCCAUUCAUUUGGGAGGAGGAUGCUGUACCCGGGCUCUGUAGGUUUACUGCAGAAAGCCAUGCGGCCCAUGCUCUUGCAAGGCCAGGCUAGGUUAAUAGAAGAGUUUGACGGCCAAAGGAACAAGCUGGUGGCCUGCGAUGGCAAUGAGAUCGACACAAUGUUUGUGGAUCGAAGGAGGGACGGGGGCCAGACCGGCCAGACCCUGGUCAUCUGCUGUGAGGGGAACGCAGGCUUCUACGAGGUGGGCUGCAUGAACACUCCACUAGAGGGAGGCUACUCUGUCCUGGGCUGGAACCACCCGGGCUUUGCAGGCAGUACGGGAGUGCCAUUCCCCCAAAAUGAGGCCAACGCCAUGGAUGUAGUGAUCCAGUUUGCGAUGCACAAACUGGGCUUCCAGCUCACUGACAUUAUGGUCUAUGCGUGGUCCAUCGGAGGAUUCACAGCCUGUUGGGCAGUGAUGUCGUACCCAGAGAUCCAAUCAUUAGUGUUGGACGCCUCCUUCGAUGACCUCCUGCCGCUGGCCCUCAAGGUCAUGCCCAACAGCUGGAGGCCGCUGGUGCAGCACACAGUGAGACAGUAUAUGAACCUCAACAACGCCAAGCAGCUUCUCAAAUAUCAGGGACCCGUCCUGCUGAUCAGGAGAACCAGAGAUGAGAUCAUCACCACAAUGGGUCCAGAGGACGUCAUGUCGAACAGAGGCAACGAUCUCCUGCUUCAACUGCUGCAAUCCAGGUAUCCGAAGAUAAUGACGGAUGAUGCGGUGAGAGCAGUCAGGGAAUGGCUGGGCUGCGCCAACCCCUUAGAGGAGGCGUCGGUGUACUUUGGCUACAAAGUGGACGAUAACUGGUGUGUGUCUGUGCUGCGGUCGUAUCAGGCAGACCGAGAUGUUGUGUUUCCGUGGAGUGUUGGUGAGGACCUGACUCUGGAGAGCAGACGGCAGCUGGCUCUUUUCUUGGCACGAAAGCACAUGCGAAACUUUGAAACGACACACUGCACUCCUCUCCCCGCCUCCGAGUUCCAGUCUCCCUGGAGACUGUAGAGAACGAUGGCUGGAUGGACGCGAGGGAACCAGCAGCGGAGGAUUUGGAUGGCCUGUGGUCAAGAGCGUGUUUCUGGCAUGGUGUGAAUGUAGAACUGAUUCAUCGUCAUGUUUAUUAUUGCUGUAGUGGCAUCUGAGAAGAUCUGCUCUACUCUCUCUCAUCCGUAGCCACACGCCUGUAAAAUAUGGUACAUCGUUUGGUUGGUUAGAUUCAUUCUGUUCAGUGUUAGUCUCCUAGGGAAAAAGGCUUUUUUUUCCCUCCUUCCAUUCAUUGGCUGUAUUUGUAAAGAAGCAAUUAGAAGUAGAAAUGCAUCGCUAGCAUUUAAAUAUUGACUAACCUGCAAAUCUAGUCUGAAUCUUUAAAAUGCAGCCAAAGUGUGACGGUCAGGUAUUUUUAUUUUCUGUGGACUAUCUUUAUGAACAAAGCUGUAUCCUAAAAUAAUGCUUAGAUGUCUGUUAAAUAUGUUGAAUAAAAUGUUUGACAUAAGGGGCUCAAUACUUGAUGUGUUAAAUAAUAAAUUGUACAGAUAAGAAAGAAAUUUGAUCGUAAAUAAGAGAAUAAAAUUGCCUCGGAACACUG